This is a messenger RNA of Penicillium robsamsonii, 945 nucleotides long. RefSeq names its product putative aldo-keto reductase (AKR). Gene Ontology annotation, molecular function: aldose reductase (NADPH) activity. Gene Ontology annotation, cellular component: cytosol. The transcript has 2 exons. The record is from RefSeq and is a predicted model, not a curated record. NCBI's taxonomy places the organism in Eukaryota, Fungi, Ascomycota, Eurotiomycetes, Eurotiales, Aspergillaceae. Bases 1 to 945 code for a protein of 314 amino acids.
AUGACUCGGACUGUCGGCAAGAUGUGGGAAAAGUACUGCCUGCGUCCAACUCAGGGCAAUGUCUCCACCAUCCCAGUUUUCGUCUACGGUACAGCCUGGAAGAAAGAACGCAGCGCCGAUCUAGUCUACAAUGCAAUCAAAGCCGGUUUCCGGGCUGUGGACACAGCGGCCCAACCCCGCCAUUACCAAGAGCAUCUCGUGGGUGAUGGCAUCCGCAGAGCAAUUGCCGAUGGGAUCGUCGGUCGAGCCGACUUGUACGUGCAAACCAAAUAUAGUCCUGUCUCAGCACAGGAUCCGGCCAAUAUGCCCUAUGACCCGUCAGCGACGGUGACGGAUCAGGUCCAUGCAUCUAUCAAAUCAUCAUUGCACAAUCUUCGCUCAAAGGUUGACCCUGACUCCGUGGAUGAGACCUAUAUUGACACGGUGAUCAUCCAUUCCCCACUGUCAACUUUAGCCCAGACCCUGGAGGCCUGGCAUGCCCUUGAGACUUAUGUCCCCCAUCGCAUCCGGAAUUUAGGUGUCUCCAACUGUACAUUGGCUAUACUCCGCGAAUUGUGUACUUCACCCCAGACAACUGUGAAGCCAUCAGUGGUACAGAACAGAUUCUACGAGGACACUCUGUUUGACGUCCCCUUGCGCGCAUUCUGUCGCGAGAAUCGGGUCAUAUACCAGAGCUUUUGGACAUUGACCGCGAAUCCAGACCUCGUGCGCUCUAAGCCAGUGCAGCAACUUGCUCACCAUGUUAGCAUAACCCCAGCUGCUGCAUUAUAUGCGCUAGUGAUGGGUUUGAAGGAUGUGGUGGUGCUGAAUGGGACCAAGAACGAGUCACGCAUGAAGGAAGACUUGUCUGCCCCUACACAGGUGGAGGAUUUCACGCAGAAGCAACCUGAGUUAUGGCAACAGAUUCUGACAGACUUUCGGGGUUUGAUAGGGGAAUCUACAUAG